Wallemia mellicola CBS 633.66 is the source of this 1152-nucleotide messenger RNA. RefSeq names its product PLP-dependent transferase. The coding region runs from base 1 to 1152 and encodes 383 amino acids. NCBI's taxonomy places the organism in Eukaryota, Fungi, Basidiomycota, Wallemiomycetes, Wallemiales, Wallemiaceae. The record is from RefSeq and is a predicted model, not a curated record. Gene Ontology annotation, cellular component: peroxisome. The transcript has 5 exons. Gene Ontology annotation, molecular function: L-alanine:glyoxylate transaminase activity; L-serine:pyruvate transaminase activity.
AUGACAAGCGCAUUCAAACAAGCUGAUCACCCAUUACUUGCUAUCCCUGGUCCAGUAGAGAUUUCUGAUGAGGUUCUUUUAGCUAAUGCUCAUCCUUCCGUCUCGCAUGUAUCACCUUCAUUUGUUCAAGUUUUUGGAGAAUCGCUUAAAUUAUUAAAAGAAUUAGUUUAUAGUAAAUCAGCUCAACCUUUCAUUAUAUCUGGCAGUGGAACAUUGGGUUGGGAUCAAGCAGCGUCAAACUUAAUAGAAAUUGGUGAUAAUGCACUGGUUAUAAAUACAGGAUACUUCGGUGACGAACUUGGUAAUUGCUUAAGCGUAUAUGGUGCAAAUGUUGAUCACUUGAAUUCUGAAAUUGGUAAAUCAGUACCACUCGAUAAAAUUAGAGAGACAUUAAAAGAAAAGAAGUAUAAAAUGGUAACAAUAACCCAUGUUGAUACAUCAACUGGAGUUCUUAGCGAUGCAAAGGGUAUAGCUAGAGUUAUUAGAAAAUCUCAACCGAAUGCAUUAGUUGUAUUAGACGGUGUAUGUAGUGUUGCAUCAGAGCUGAUCAAAUUUGACGAGUGGGGUAUCGAUGUACUAAUUAGCGCAUCACAAAAAGGUAUCGGUGCUCCACCAGGAUUAUCAUUAGUUUGGGCAUCAGAGCGUGCGAUUAGCAUUCAUGAAAACAGAAAGACACCUGCCAGCGGAUAUUAUGUUAACUGGAAGAGAUGGAUACCUGUCAUGAAAGCAUAUGAAGAGAAUAAGCCAGCAUACUUUGCAACUCCUCCAGUUCAACUGGUAUUUGCCUUGAAUACUACAUUAAAGUCCAUGUUGAGAAAUAAAGACUGCAGUUUAGAAAAAAGGUUUGAAGAACACAAAAAGAUAUCAAAAUACUUCAAAAAAGAGAUACAAAGUUGGGGAUUGAAACAACUUGUUAAUGAAGAACGUUACGAAGCCAAUGGAAUGACAACUAUUAUGUAUCCUGAAGGAGUUAAAGGUAGUGAAUUAUUACCAAAAAUAGCUAAAAGUGGAAUUGUAGUUGGAGGUGGAUUACAUAAGCAAGUAAAGGAUGAAUACUUCAGAGUUGGGCACAUGGGUGAAACAGUCGUUAAUGAUCAGAUCAGAGGGGAUAUCAAUAAAUUAUUAAGAACAAUACAGGAAUGUUUGAAUUAA